This is a messenger RNA of Prionailurus viverrinus (fishing cat), 8010 nucleotides long. RefSeq names its product chondroitin sulfate proteoglycan 4 (gene CSPG4). The transcript is spliced from 10 exons. NCBI's taxonomy places the organism in Eukaryota, Metazoa, Chordata, Mammalia, Carnivora, Felidae. The coding region runs from base 104 to 7084 and encodes 2326 amino acids. The record is from RefSeq and is a predicted model, not a curated record.
CAGCCUUGUCUCAGCCCGCGCCUUGGCGCCUUCGGUGUCCGGGCUCCCUACUGCCACUCUGCUCGGCUCCUCCUCGCAAAUCCUGCUGCACAGCCGGGCCGCGAUGAGCUCCGGCCAGCAGCCUCCGCCUCCAGCCCCUGCCCUGGCCCUGGCCCUGGCUUUGACCCUGGUCAUGUUGGCCAGACCUUCAUCCGCAGCCUCCUUCUUUGGUGAGAACCACCUGGAGGUGCCCGUGGCCACAGCUUUGACCGACAUAGACCUCCAGCUGCAGUUCUCCACGUCCCAGUCCGAAGCCUUGCUUCUCCUGGCAGCGGGCCAGGCUGACCACCUCCUGCUGCAACUCUACUCUGGACGUCUGCAGGUCAGACUCACCCUGGGCCAAGAGGAGCUGAAGCUGCAGACCUCAGCUGGGACUCUGCUGAGCGACUCCGUCCUCCACACCGUGCAGCUGACUAUUUCCGACAGCGAGGCCUUGUUGUCAGUCGAUGGGCUCCUGAAUGCCUCAGCCCCAGUCCCGGGAGCUCCCCUAGAGGUCCCCUAUGGACUCUUCCUGGGGGGCACUGGAAGCCUUGGCCUGCCCUACGUGAGGGGAACCAGUCGGCCCCUGAGGGGCUGCCUCCAUGCUGCCACCCUCAAUGGACGCAACCUCCUGCGACCACUAACGCCAGACGUGCCUGAGGGCUGUGCUGAAGAGUUUUCUGCUGAUGACAGUGUGGCUCUGGGCUUCUCUGGGCCCCACUCACUGGCGGCCUUCCCUGCCUGGAGCACUCGGGAUGAAGGCACCCUGGAGUUUACACUCACCACUCGGAGCCACCGGGCGCCCCUGGCCUUCCAGGCAGGGGGCCGGCAUGGGGAUUUCAUCUACGUGGACAUAUUUGAGGGCCACCUGCGGGCUGUGGUCGAGAAGGGCCAAGGCACUGUAUUGCUCCACAACAGCGUGCCUGUGGCCGACGGGCAACCCCAUGAGGUCAGCGUCCACGUGGAUGCUCACCAGCUGGAAAUCUCCGUGGACCAGUAUCCCACACGCACUUCCAACCGUGGGGUCCUCAGCUACCUGGACCCACGUGGCAGUCUCCUCCUUGGGGGGCUGGACACAGAGGCCUCUCGCCACCUCCAGGAACAUCGCCUGGGCCUGGCGCCGGGGGCUGUCAAUGUCUCCCUACUGGGCUGCAUGGAGGACCUCAGCAUCAAUGGCCAGAGGCAGGGACUCCGGGAGGCCUUGCUGACUCGCAGCAUGGCGGCCGGCUGCCGGCUGGAGGAAGACGAAUACGAGGACGACACCUACGGCCCGUACGAAGCUUUCUCCACCCUGGCACCUGAGGCUUGGCCAGCCGUGGAGCUGCCCGAGCCCUGCGUGCCUGAAGCGGGGCUGCCUCCUGUCUUUGCCAACUUUACCCAACUGCUGACCAUCAGCCCGCUGGUGGUGGCCGAGGGUGGCACAGCCUGGCUUGAGUGGCGGCACGUGCAGCCCACGCUGGACCUGAGCGAGGCCGAGCUGCGCAAAUCCCAGGUGCUGUUCAGCGUGAGCCGCGGGGCACGCCACGGGGAGUUGGAGCUGGACAUCCCCGGUGCCCAGGCACGGAAGAUGUUCACCCUCCUGGACGUGGUGAACCGCAAGGCCCGCUUCGUCCAUGAUGGCUCUGAGGACACCUCUGACCAGCUGGUGCUGGAGGUGUCAGUGACUGCUCGGGUGCCCGUGCCCUCCUGCCUCCGGAGGGGCCAAACUUACAUCCUGCCAAUCCAGAUAAACCCUGUCAACGACCCACCCCGCGUCAUCUUCCCACACGGCAGCCUCAUGGUGAUCCUGGAACACACACAGAAGCUGCUGGGGCCAGAGGUUUUCCAGGCCUACGACCCAGACUCUUCCUGCGAGGGCCUCACCUUCCAACUCCUUGGCACCCCCACCGGCCUCCCCGUGGAGCGCCGAGACCAGCCUGGGGAGCCAGCAACCGAGUUCUCCUGCCGGGAGCUGGAGGCGGGCAGCCUAGUCUAUGUCCACCGUGGUGGGCCCGCCCAGGACCUGACAUUCCGGGUCAGCGAUGGGCUGCAGGCCAGCCCUCCCGCCACCCUGAAGGUGGUGGCCGUCCGGCCCACCAUUCAGAUCCGCCACAACACCGGGCUGCACUUGGCCCAGGGCUCCGCCGCACCUGUCUUGCCCGCCAACCUGUCGGUGGAGACCAACGCUGUGGGGCAGGAUGUGAGCGUGCUGUUCCGAGUCACCGAGGCCCCGCGGUUCGGGGAGCUGCAGAAGCAGGGGGCAGGUGGGGCCGAGGGUGCUGAGUGGCGAGCCACGCAGGCAUUCCACCAGCGGGACGUGGAGCAGGGCCGCGUGAGAUACCUGAGCACCGACCCACAGCAUCGCAUGGAGGACUCUGUGGAGAACCUGGCCCUGGAGGUACAGGUGGGGCAGGAGAUCCUGAGCAAUCUGUCCUUCCCAGUGACCAUCCAGAGAGCCACAGUGUGGCUGCUGCGGCUGGAACCACUGCACACUCAGAACACCCAGCAGGAGGCGCUCACCACAGCCCACCUGGAAGCCACCCUGGAGGAGGAGGAGGCAGGCCCAAGCCCCACCACCUUCCACUAUGAGGUGGUUCAGGCCCCCAGGAAGGGUAAUCUUCGGCUACAGGGCACACGGCUGUCAGAUGGCCAGAGCUUCACCCAGAAUGAUCUGCAGGCUGGUCGGGUGACCUACGGGGCCACAGCACGUGCCUCGGAGGCAGUCGAGGACAUCUUCCGUUUCCGUGUCAUAGCUCCGCCACACUUCUCCCCACUCUAUACCUUCCCCAUCCACAUUGGUGGUGACCCGGACGCCCCCGUCCUCACCAACAUCCUCCUCUCGGUGCCCGAGGGUGGCGAGGGUAUCCUCUCUGCUGACCACCUCUUCGUCAAGAGUCUCAACAGUGCCAGCUACCUCUAUGAGGUCAUGGAGCGGCCCCGCCAUGGGAGGUUAGUUUGGAGGGGUGCACAGGACCAGGCCACCACGGUGACAUCCUUCACCAAUGAGGACCUGCUGCAGGGCCGGCUGGUUUACCAGCAUGACAACUCUGAGACCACAGAAGAUGACAUCCCAUUUGUGGCUACCCGCCAGAGUGAGGGCAGUGGUGGCAUGGCCUGGGAGGAGGUACGGGGCGUCUUCCGUGUGGCCAUCCAGCCUGUAAAUGACCACGCUCCCGUGCAGACCAUCAGCCGCGUCUUCCACGUGGCCAGGGGUGGGCGGCGGCUGCUGACAACAGACGACGUGGCCUUCAGUGAUGCUGACUCUGGCUUUGCCGACACUCAGCUGGUACUGACCCGUAAGGACCUUCUCUUCGGCAGUAUUGUGGCUGUGGAUGAGCCCACGCGGCCCAUCUACCGCUUCACCCAGGAGGACCUCAGGAAGAGGCGAGUCCUGUUUGUGCACUCGGGGGCCGACCGCGGCUGGAUUCAGCUGCAGGUGUCGGACGGGCAGCACCAGGCCACCGCGUUGCUCGAAGUGCAGGCCUCGGAGCCCUACCUCCAUGUGGCCAAUGGCUCCAGCCUCGUGGUCCCUCAGGGAGGCCAGGGCACCAUUGACACAGCUGUGCUCCACCUGGACACCAACCUAGACAUCCGCAGUGGGGAUGAGGUCCGCUACCGCGUCACGGCUGGCCCGCACUGGGGGCAGCUGCUCCGGGCCGGCCAGCCAGCCACAGUCUUCUCCCAGCAGGACCUGCUGGACGGGGCCAUUCUUUACAGCCACAAUGGCAGCCUUAGCCCUCGAGACACCCUGGCCUUCUCUGUGGAGGCAGGGCCUGUGCACACAGAUGCCACCCUGCAAGUGACCAUUGCCCUAGAGGGGCCACUGGCCCCGCUGCAUCUGGUCCGGCACAAGAAGAUCUACGUCUUCCAGGGGGAGGCGGCUGAGAUCAGAAAGGAUCAGCUGGAGGCAGCCCAGGAGGCAGUGCCACCGGCGGACAUCGUGUUCUCAGUGAAGACCCCGCCGCGCGCCGGCUACCUGGUGAUGCUGUCCCACGGCGCCUCCGUGGCUGAGCCACCCAGCUUGGACCCAGUGCAGAGCUUCUCCCAGGAGGCAGUGGACGCGGGCAGGGUCCUAUACCUGCACUCCCGCCCCGAGGCCUGGAGCGAUGCCUUCUCCCUGGAUGUGGCCUCAGGCGUGGGCGCUCCCCUUGAGGGUGUCCGUGUAGAACUGGAGGUGCUGCCUGCUGCCAUCCCACUGGAGACACAGAACUUCAGCGUCCCCGAGGGCGGCAGCCGCACGCUGGCCCCUCCACUGCUCCGUGUCAUGGGGCCUUACUUCCCCACGCUGCCAGGCCUUGACCUGCAGGUGCUAGAGCCACCCCAGCAUGGGGCCCUGCGGAGAGAGGAAGGUCCUCAAGAGGGGACCCUCGGCGCUUUCUCCUGGAAAGAGGUGGAACAGCAGCUGAUCCGCUAUGUGCACGAUGGGAGUGAGACGCUGACAGAUAGCUUUGUCCUAGUGGCUAAUGCCUCAGAGAUGGACCGCCAGAGCCAUCCAGUGGCCUUCACCAUCACCAUCCUGCCCGUCAAUGACCAACCCCCCAUCCUCACCACAAACACAGGCCUGAAGAUGUGGGAGGGGGCCACUGUGCCCUUCCCUUCGGAGGCCCUCAGGGCCACAGACAGCGACUCAGGACCGGAGGACCUGGUCUACACCAUCGAGCGGCCCAGCAAUGGGCAGGUAGUGCUGCGGGUGGCACCGGGCACCGAGGUCCACAGCUUCACGCAGGCCCAGCUAGAUGGAGGGCUGGUGCUGUUCUCACAUAGAGGAGCCCUGGAUGGAGGCUUCCACUUCAGCCUCUCCGAUGGUGAGCACGCUUCCCCCGGACACUUCUUCCGCGUGACGGCCCAGAAGCAGCUGCUCCUCUCGCUAGAGGGCAGCCGGACGCUGACCGUGUGCCCAGGGUCGGUCCAGCCGCUGAGCAGCCAGAGCCUGAGAGCCAGCUCCAGUGCAGGCACGGACCCCCACCACCUGCUCUACCGCGUGGUGCAGGGCCCCCGGCUGGGCCGGCUGUUCCACGCCCGGCAGGGCGGCUCUGGGGAGGCCCUGGUGAACUUCACUCAGGCUGAGGUAUAUGCUGGGACUGUUCUGUAUGAGCACGAGAUGCCCCCUGAGCCCUUCUGGGAGGUCCGUGACGCCGUGGAGCUCCAGCUGUCGUCGCCCCCAGCCCCUGAUGUGGCCACCACCCUUGCUGUGGCUGUGUCUUUUGAGGCUGCCUGUCCCCAGCGCCCCAGCCGCCUCUGGAGUAACAAAGGUCUUUGGGUCCCUGAAGGCCAGCGGGCAGAGAUCACCAGGGACGCCCUUGAUGCCUCCAACCUCCUGGCCACCAUUCCAUCACCCCAGCGCCCAGAGCACGACGUACUCUUCCAAAUCACACAGUUCCCCACCCGGGGCCAGCUGUUGGUGUCUGGGGAGCCCCUCGAUGCCAGGCGGCCCCACUUCCUGCAGUCCGAGCUGGCCGCAGGGCAGCUGGUCUACGCCCACGGCGGCGGGGGCACCCAGCAGGAUGGCUUCCGCUUCCGCGCCCACCUCCAGGGGCCGGCGGGGGCUUCCGUUUCGGGUCCCCAAACCUCGGAGGCCUUCGCCAUCACCGUGCGGGACGUGAAUGAGCGGCCGCCUCGGCCCCAGGCCUCCGUGCCGCUGCGGCUCACCCGGGGCUCCCGCGCCCCGGUCUCCCGGGCCCAGCUGAGUGUGGUGGACCCAGACUCGGCCCCUGGGGAGAUCGAGUACGAGGUGCAGCGGGCCCCCCUCAACGGCUUCCUGAGUCUGGCGGGGGCCGGCCCGGGGCCCGUGAUCCGCUUCACGCAGGCCGACGUGGACGCGGGGCGGCUGGCCUUCGUGGCCAACGGGAGCAGCGUGGCCGGCAUCGUGCAGCUGAGCGUGUCUGACGGGGCCAGCCCCCCGCUGCCCGUAGCCCUGGCCGUGGACGUCUUGCCGGCGGCCAUCGACGUGUGGCUGCGCGCGCCCCUAGAGGUGCCCCAGGCCCUGGGGCGCUCCUCCCUGAGCCGGGAGCAGCUCCAGGUGGUGUCAGACCGGGAGGAGCCAGACGCAGCCUACCGCCUCACCAGGGGGCCCCGGUUCGGGCAGCUCCUGGUGGCCGGUCAGCCGGCCACGGCCUUCAGCCAGCUCCAGGUAGACCAGGGGGAGGUGGUCUUUGCCUUCACCAACUUCUCCUCCUCUCACGACCACUUCAGCGUCCUGGCACUGGCCAGAGGUGCCAACACGUCAGCCACAGUGAACGUCACCGUCAGGGCGCUGCUGCGAGUGUGGGCGGGUGGGCCGUGGCCCCAGGGUGCCACCCUGCGCCUGGACUCCACCGUCCUAGAUGCGGGAGAGCUGGCCAACCGCACGGGCAGUGUGCCCCAUUUCCGGCUCCUGGCGGGACCCCGGCAUGGCCGCGUGGUCCGCGUGCCCCGGGCCAGAACGGAGCCCAGGGACAGCCAGCUUGUGGAGCAGUUCACCCAGCGGGACCUUGAGGAUGGAAGGCUGGGGCUGGAGGUGGGCAGGCCAGAGGGUAGGUCCCCUGGCCCCUCAGGCGACAGUCUCACUCUGGAGCUGUGGGCACGGGGUGUGCCCCCUGCUGUGGCCUCACUGGACUUUGACACUGAGCCUUACAAUGCAGCCCGGCCCUACAGUGUGGCCCUGCUCAGUCUCCCCGAGGCUGCUCAGACAGAAGCAAGGAACCCAGAGAGCAGCACCCCCACGGGCGAGCCAGGCCCAUUAGCCUCCAGCCCCGUGCCCACUGUGGCCAGGAGGGGAUUCCUGGGCUUCCUGGAGGCCAACAUGUUCAGUGUCAUCAUUCCCGUGUGCCUGGUCCUCCUGCUCCUGGCACUCAUCUUGCCCCUGCUCUUCUACCUCCGCAAACGCAACAAGACGGGCAAGCACGACGUCCAGGUGCUGACCGCCAAGCCCCGCAACGGCCUAGCCAGCGACACAGAGACCUUCCGCAAGGUAGAGCCGGGCCAAGCCAUCCCACUCACCGCAGUGCCCAGCCAGGGGCCCCCGCCAGGGGGCCAGCCUGACCCAGAGCUCCUACAGUUCUGCCGGACACCCAACCCUGCUCUCAAGAACGGCCAGUACUGGGUGUGAGGCCUGGCCUGGGCCCAGAUGCUGUUCAGGCCAGGGACAGGCUUGCUCAGGCCCCGGCCCCAUUGCUCCCAUGCCCUGGUGCUAUCUGAGUAUCCCCAGAGCCAGAGAUACCUGGGGACAUCUGAGGUGGAGGGUGCUGGGAGGAAGUCCCAGGGGUGCAGGACCAAGUAGAGUCAAGAGCUGGAAUCUCCCCAGCUUUCUCCACGCCUGGAGAACUGCAAGGGGGCCAAGGUCAGAGGCAGGCUUAGAGUCAGUCCCCCUGCCCUGGAGCUAGUCUGGGCUGUCAAAACCAGAGUGAUCUCCUAGAUAUGUCAGGACUCUGGAUCCUGGGUCUGUGAUCUUGGGUAAGUCACAUCUGACCCAGGCUGCUAAGAGGUCAAGGAGAAGAGAGGGUAGGGAAGAUAGACAGGGAUUCCUGGCUUUUCCACUCCAAGCCAAGGCUCCCUUUGUCUCUGCCCCAGGGUUGACGGGAAAACUUUUUCCCCUGGUUUUUUAGGGAGAUGGUAUUCCCUGGAGCAGAGGGCAGGAGGAGAGAGACCCUCCACUCUCUAGGAGACAUAAGCCAGUAGAACAAUAUAUUCAGGGUGCAAGGUAAGGCAGGUUGCUCUGGGAAUGGGUUUAUUUAAGAGGGAUUGCGAGGAAGCUAUUUAACACAGUGUUGAGCUAGCCCAGACUAAUGGAGCCCUGAGAAUGUGGGAUGGAGGAGGGUCUGAGGCCAGUUCAUUCCCAGGGCCCCGCCUUGAUGGGCUGAGGGCUAGGUAGGCAGUAUGGGUCUGUGGCCUGGGAACAGGCGGGGCUGAGGAGCAUGUAGGGUCUCAGGCCAGGGGCCACUGUAAUGCCUGUGCUCCCCCAAGGACUGGGGGGUGAGCCAUUGGGGGAACUCAAGUCCAUGGGGCCUGGAUAAAUGGUGCUUUGGAGGUUCUGGA